AUGGCAGAAUCCCUUCUAGUUUCGAAUUUAUUCAACAUCAAAGGAAUUGUGGCAGUGGUCACAGGAGGUGGAAGUGGACUCGGUCUUUCCAUAACAAGAGCAUUGGCUGUGAAUGGAGCUAAGAGAGUCUACAUCCUGGGCAGAAGGAGUGAUGUGCUGGAGCUUGCAGCAAAGGAAAUAGGUCUGAACAACGUGAUUCCAAUUCAGUGUGAUAUAACGAAUCAACAGCAGCUGAAGUCUACUGUGGCUUCAAUCGAAAAUGAUGUCGGCUACAUCAAUCUGCUCGUUGCUAAUUCAGGAAUCGCUGGUCCCUCCGGCAAUGUGUCUACAGACGCCAGCAUUUCGCAAGUUCAAGAGGCCUUAUACAAAAUUCCAAUGGAGGAGUUUACGAACACAUUGCACGUCAAUUCUACCGGCGUCUUCUAUACGAUAGUUGCAUUCCUGUCCUUGCUCGAUGCCGGGAACAAGGAUGGAACAUAUCAAAACGGAAGAAGUCAAGUGAUAACUACCAGCAGUAUCGGGGGCUUCAGUCGGAAAAUAACGGCAGGAUUUGCCUAUAGUACCAGCAAAGCAGCGACGACAAUGCUGAUGAAGGUGCUGGCAACUUAUUUGGUGCCCUAUAGAAUCAGAGCAAACAUUAUCUGCCCUGGCUUAUUUCCAACUGACCUGACUGCUUCUCUCAUCGAUGGAAAAGAGCCCACUGAGGAGGGUGCUUUCCCACUCGAUAAGAUUCCAGCCGAGCGAGCAGGCUUACCAGAGGACAUAGUCGGCCCUGUGCUGUAUCUAGCGUCACGCGCAGGUGCUUACUGCAACGGAAAUUGCGUCAUAACAGACGGAGGGAAAUUGAGUGUUACCCCUGCUACUUACUAG
Penicillium brevicompactum is the source of this 870-nucleotide messenger RNA. RefSeq names its product SDR family NAD(P)-dependent oxidoreductase. Gene Ontology annotation, molecular function: oxidoreductase activity. The transcript has 4 exons. Lineage: Eukaryota; Fungi; Ascomycota; Eurotiomycetes; Eurotiales; Aspergillaceae. The record is from RefSeq and is a predicted model, not a curated record. Bases 1 to 870 code for a protein of 289 amino acids.